UUGGCCCCUCCCCGCGCGAAGAUUUGAAAACGGCUUUGUGAAGGAAGGAAGGCGAGUGUCGAGGACGAACAGGAAAAACACAUUUAGAAAUGGCUCCCAGGAAAAGGACCACCAAACAACGCAAAAAUAACCCCAAGACGGCAAAACUGGAAGCUUUUAUGGAGGAUUUUGACAGCGAGGUGAAGACUAGAGUUGGACAGGUGAAAGAGAAGAUAAACCAGAUGUUGAAAGAUAUUGACAACAGCUACAACAUGGCAAUAAUUAAGCUCCCCAAGGCUGUCAGACAAAUGAACUGGUUGGAGCAUUGGAAGUCUGAGAAACCACAAACACCAGAACUCGAUAAUGCAAAGAGAAAAGAGGAAGCUGCACUCGUGGAAAGUGUUGUGGCUAAGGAUCAUACAUCUCUUCUAAAAACAAUUGAGAAAACAUUAAAGAAGAAAGGUGGGGCUACAUUGAGCUCUGAGGAUGAAAACGUCCCAAGCACAACAAAAAAGGGGAGAACUACCAGAAAGCCCCCGACUAAAACAAAGAGGGCAAAGGCGCUGUCGAUCAGCAAGCAGAGCUCCACCAUCAGACGAUCAAACAGGAACCCCCUGAUUACUCCUGCCAGAAGCUUGCUCGAUUCUUCUGUGAUGAUGGGACCCACUCCUCUUAUUACCCCCCGCUUUGACCCAAGGCUUCCCAAGACCCCCGCAGUGAGAGUUCCCCGCCACAAGGAGAGGGUCUAUAGCAUUUCAGUCAACGGCUCUCCCAUUGCAGCAGGAAAUGAGGAUAUUGUCAUCAAUGUUCCCGUUGGGAAUGGAGAGAGCAUUCAACUGCUGGCCAGUCAGAUGGACUCAGUAGAUCUGUCACUGCUGGACGAAACCGCCAUGAGGAGCAUUCGGCAGCUGCAGAAUCGACUCACAACAUUGUGUGGGACAUCAGAGUGACCAAACCGUCUGCCACGGACUUGUACUAUACUUUUUUUUUUUUUUUAAACACAAGUUUUAUCUCUAUUUUAAAGCUUUCUU
Molecule: messenger RNA, 1010 nt
Organism: Pundamilia nyererei
Lineage: Eukaryota; Metazoa; Chordata; Actinopteri; Cichliformes; Cichlidae
Gene: cdca8
Product: cell division cycle associated 8
Exons: 11
Coding region: 90-929 (279 amino acids)
Biological process (GO): mitotic sister chromatid segregation
Cellular component (GO): chromosome passenger complex; chromosome, centromeric region; spindle midzone
Source: RefSeq, a predicted model, not a curated record